This is a messenger RNA of Engraulis encrasicolus (European anchovy), 1275 nucleotides long. RefSeq names its product piggyBac transposable element-derived protein 4-like. The coding region runs from base 1 to 1275 and encodes 424 amino acids. Lineage: Eukaryota; Metazoa; Chordata; Actinopteri; Clupeiformes; Engraulidae. The record is from RefSeq and is a predicted model, not a curated record. The transcript has a single exon.
AUGGGUCUGGUGGAGAAGCACGAAAUUAGCGAUUACUGGGGCGAAUUUGAAACGACACAAACACCUGGAUUUGGAAAAGUAAUGUCUAGAAAUAGAUUCCAAAUUAUUUUAUCUUUCCUCCACUUCACCAACAACGACAAUUACAUUGAGAGGGGGCAGCCAGGGUAUGACCGAAUUUUCAAGGUGCGGCCAAUUAUUGACAUCGUCAUCCCAAAAUUCUCUGCAGUGUACGGGCCACGCAAACAGCUGUCAUUGGACGAGAUGACAAUAGCUUUCAAGGGGAGGUCCACUCUGAAGCUGUACAACCCCAACAAGCCAGACAAAUAUGGGUACAAAGUAUUUGUCUUGAGCGAGGCCAAGUCAGGCUAUGUGCUGGAAUGGUCCAUGUACACUGGCCCAAAUGCUGACGCACAUGAGAUAGGUGCAUCCCAUCUCAUUGUGCGUAAGCUAAUGGCCCCACACACAGGAAAAGGCCAUGAAGUGUACAUGGACAGCUAUUACACCUCACCAGCCAUAGCAACUGAGUUGGCCAGCCGAGACACUGGCUUGUGUGGGACUGUCAGCAGUCAGAGAAGAGGCAUGCCCAAGGCCCUGCGACCUGCUGUGUUGCCCCUGAGAAAAGGUGAUGACCCUGUGUUCAUGCAAAAAGGCAAAAUGUUGGCAUGUGCCUGGCAUGACACAAAGCGUCUCACCAUGCUCUCCACGGUGCACGACAACACCUGUACCAGAAAGCGCAUUCGCACCAAACACAGCGCAACUGGUUACAGGGACAUUAGCAGGCCUGUCUGUGUGGACCAAUACAAUUCUUUUAUGGGUGGAGUCGACACAGCUGACCAGAGAAUGAAAACUUACCUUUUCCCACACAGAUCCAGGAAAUGGUACAAUCGCAUUUUCAAUGCUAUUAUGAGCAUCUGCAUGGUCAAUGCUCACAUUCUCUACAGCCAGUGUACUGCUACUCCACAAAAGACCAUGAAGGCUUUUGUGGAGGACGUUGUCACUGGACUGCUGGAAGGGUGGAGUAAGAAAGAGGGAAACAAGGGGGGCAGGCCUUCAGUGGACGGAGGGGAAAUGCCACGCAGGCUGACAGAGCGGCACUUUCUGAGAAAUGCUGAUGACCGUCCAGACUGUGUCGUGUGCUCAGAUCGCACCCGCCCUAAAGGCCGCCACCAAACAAAGUACAGGUGCAUUCAGUGUGGAGUGGGUCUGUGUGCUGUCCCCUGCAACGAGAGAUACCACACACUGAAAAAUUUCAAACAAUGUCACCUGGAUAUGUAG